Echinostoma caproni is the source of this 318-nucleotide messenger RNA. The record is from the annotation of a GenBank genome assembly. NCBI's taxonomy places the organism in Eukaryota, Metazoa, Platyhelminthes, Trematoda, Plagiorchiida, Echinostomatidae.
AUGAUUGGUCCUUUUUUUGAGGAUUCCGUUCUUAAAACUGAUUUUAAUGGAGAGUUUGUGACCACAUGUGAUGGCCAAAAUGAUCUCAAUCCCGAAAUUCCUUUUGACAACGUGGAAGCUUACUCUGAGAUGUGCGGUAGUGAUUCCUAUGGGGCACUUUUCUUGAUGGACUCCAAUGAUCUCCUGGAUGUACGCGAAGAAAUCAUUGGAGACGAUAAGAUUGAUCCGUCGAAUGUUUGUCCGAUACAGUGUCCUGAAAAGUUGAAAGUUGUAGGAUCUCGUGGGAAGUUAAAACCGGAGAAAAAGGGUGAGUCAUAA